This is a messenger RNA of Medioppia subpectinata, 1357 nucleotides long. Lineage: Eukaryota; Metazoa; Arthropoda; Arachnida; Sarcoptiformes; Oppiidae. The record is from the annotation of a GenBank genome assembly.
CAAUACUUGAGGUUUGGUUUGAAAGGAAUGAAUGCUUUUGUUUGGCAUUCACUGCAAACCAAUGGAUCACUCGAUGACCGCAACACUGACCACAACAGCGAUGCUUACCCGCACUGACACAUACCUAAUGGCCGUCACUUCGGACACCGCUUCCAACACAUCCAAGAGGUGUCGCACAACACGUGAAUCGAUACUCGACUCGAAGCGGUUCCGCGACAACGGCUCCGACGCCGGCUAUCGGUCGCAAAGCACCGCCGAUGACGGCUCCGCUCACGACGUGGACGGCGACGACGGCCAGCGGGUGGCCAGCGAUGACGAGUUCGCCGAAUGGGAGACAAUGUCUGAGUCGAGGCGUCAAGAGUUGGAUAUCUCUAAUCUGGUGUUUAACAUGAGUUUGAGUCGCGUUGAGAUCGAUUGGCCGGAAGUGUCCGCCUGUGUGGCGGCCGACCCGCCGGUGAAGAAGCCGUACGAGAAGUUCCCGCCGCGAGUCGGAGACAUACUGUUCGGCUAUUAUCUAAAGGAGUCGUUGAGUGUCGGGAAGCGGUCGGCGGUGUUUGUCGGCUACAAAGUGGCCAAAAGUGGUGACGAGUCCAACGGGUCUGAAGUGAUAGUAAAGGUGGCCAUUGAGAGGGGUUUCGAUGAUCUGAGACAAGAGCUUCACAACUAUCGCAAAGUGAAGGGCUGUCGGAGUGUUGGCCAUUACUUAGACUACAUUUGGUGGAAGGACUGGCAGAACCAACACUACGGCAUUCGUUGGGGUUUAAUAGUGUUCGAGAAGUUUGGACCAAAUCUGUUGUCUCUAAUGAAGAGAUCCAUUAGAAGAGUGAUGGAACCGAUUGAGAGUCAGUUCGCGAUCGCCGUCCAAAUGAUUGACUGCAUUGAAAACAUUCACUCAAUGGGUUUCAUUCACGGCUCGUUAAGACCCGAAAACUUUGUGAUUGAAAGUGAGACCAAUUGGACUCUAAGACUGAUUGGAUUAAGUGAUGCCAAAGAGUUUGUCACACAAAAACUUGACGGCACUGUUGAGCACAUUGAGGACACCUCUAAUUACCGAUUCCUGCCGUACGGCGACCCCAACUUUCACUCCAUUGGCUAUCACUCGGGUUUCUGUCCCUCGCGUCGCGACGAUAUGGAGUCGUUGGGCUAUUGUAUGAUAUUUAUGGCCAAAGGAUCGCUGCCGUGGAUGAGUGCCGCCGAUAAGAACCUGUCGUCGCCGAAGACUAUCCGCAAAAUUGGCAAACGUAUGAAAGAGACACCACUGGCCGACCUCUGCGCCGGUUUGCCUCAAAACUUCUGCAAAUACUUUGAUCUCAUCAGUGGUUAUGAAUUCAAUGAGAAACCCGAUUACCAAAGUCUC